Molecule: messenger RNA, 2767 nt
Organism: Daphnia magna
Lineage: Eukaryota; Metazoa; Arthropoda; Branchiopoda; Diplostraca; Daphniidae
Product: integrase/recombinase xerD homolog
Exons: 1
Coding region: 1442-2689 (415 amino acids)
Biological process (GO): DNA integration; DNA recombination
Molecular function (GO): DNA binding
Source: RefSeq, a predicted model, not a curated record
CCAAUAAAGUGACAGGUGACUUGCAACUAGAAAUUAUCGAAUCCGAAAUCGACGCUCUUUUGGGGAAAAAAGCUAUUGAGGAAACUCAAGAAAUAGGGUUUAUUAGUAGCAUCUUUACAAUUCCAAAGAAAUCGGGAGGUUUUCGCCCGGUGGUUAAUCUAAAGGCUCUUAAUAAAUUUGUCGUGUACAACCACUUUAAAAUGGAGGGCCUGCCGACAGUUAAAAGCAUUGUGCGGGCGAAUGACUGGUUAGCUAAACUAGACCUCUCAGAUGCAUAUUUAACAGUGCCUUUGCACCCGUCACACCGUCGCUUUGUCCAAUUUACAUGGAAAGGGAAGAUUUUUCAAUUCACAUGUUUGCCCUUUGGUUUGUCCUCCGCACCGCGAAUAUUCACUAAGCUGCUCAAACCCAUUGUGUCCUUCUUAAGGAAAAGGGGCAUCAGAUUGGUUAUUUAUUUGGAUGAUAUUCUCAUCAUGAAUUCGUGUCCAGAAGGAUUGGCCAGGGAGGUCGCGUUAGUCAGAUCAACGCUAGAGGAGGUGGGUUUUUUAAUUAAUGAUAAAAAAUCAGAGGCAGAUCCCACCCAGCGAUUAGAAUUUCUGGGACUGAUGUUGGAUACAGCGCAUUUAACUUUGGCCCUGACCGAAGCGAAAAAAGAAGCGUUGUUGAGGACAUGUAAAAAACUCCUGGCCAGUCGUGAGGUGGCGCUUUGGGAUCUGGCCUCGUUAUUGGGGAAUUUCAAUUGGGCUACAGCGGCAGUCCCGUUUGCCCAAGCCAAUUUAAGGAAUAUUCAGAAUUUGUAUAUUAGUCAUACAAAGUCAGCGGAAGGAAAUUUAGGAGUAAAAACCAUCCUUUCAGAUGAGGCUAGGGAGGAUUUGGACUGGUGGAUUAGACAGCUGGAUCAGUCGAUGGGCAAAUCCUUUUUAACAUCGGACCCAGAUUUAGUGCUUUUUUCCGACGCUUCCAUGACCGGUUGGGGUGCGACGGACAGCAAUUGUAGCACAGGAGGGAAAUGGUCCAGUUAUGACGUGGGGCGCCAUAUCAAUGAGCUAGAGCUGUUGGCAGCAUUUUUAGCACUGCAAUAUUUCGCAAACGCUUCACGGAAUUGCUCCAUCAGGCUAAAUAUUGAUAAUACGACGGCAGUAGCUCAUAUCAAUAAAAGCGGAGGCACAAGGUCGCCUCAACUGCUCGAAAUAGCGCUAAAAAUCGCCAAAUGGAGCGAAAGGAGGAACAUUAUGUUAGAUGCAAAAUAUCUACCAGGAGCUCUUAAUAUUGUGGCAGAUAUGGAGUCCAGGAGAUCGUUCCAGGACAGUGGGGAUUGGCAUUUGAACCGCAGGAUUUUUCAAAAGAUCUGGGAGCGCUGGCACCCGAAAAUAGAUCUAUUCGCGUUGCCUUGGAACGCCCAGUUGCCGGAAUUUGUCUGCUGGCACCCCGAUCCAGCGGCAUGGAUGACAGAUGCCUUCUCUCUCAAUUGGAAGUACAUCAACGGCUAUGCGUUCCCUCCAUUCAAUCUAAUAGGGAAUUGUAUCCGGAAAAUGAGACAGGAUCAAUCCCAGCUGACGCUAGUUUGCCCGUAUUGGCCCAGCCAACCUUGGUUCCCGUUGCUGCUGGAGACAAUAGUCGAUAUCCCGAGGGUACUGCCUUAUCGCAAAGAUUUACUGAUCGAUGUGAACGGAGAGACUCAUCCUCUGCUGACAACCAACGCUCUGUGCUUAAUCGCGUGGAGAUUAUCCGGAAUCGCUUCAGAAGCGAACGAUUUCCGGACCAGGCUAUCGAUCUUAUACUGGCCGGCAACCGACCAGCCACACACGCUGGCUACGAGGCCGCCUGGAACCAAUGGUCAGAUUGGUGCAAUAGGAAUGGUCACCAUCCCCUGCAUAGCUCUGUAGUCAAUGUAAUUACCUUUUUAUCUGAUUCCUUUGUCAGGGGUAAGGCAUACAGUACCAUAAACGUCUAUCGGUCCAUGCUAUCAGGUACGUUGCCUCAAGUGGACGGUCAGGAUGUAGGUAAACAUCCGACCGUAGUUAAGCUCAUGAAGGGAAUAUUUAAUUCCAACCCACCAAAGCCUAAAUAUGCGGGUACAUGGGAUGUUGAUGUAGUUUUAAUUUUCUUUAAGACAGCUCCUCCCAAUGAAAAGCUGUCACUGAUCCAACUAUCCCGCAAAACAGCAAUGCUUUUGGCCUUGGUGACGAUGUUUCGGGUUUCAGAGUUGGCAGCGAUCAAUUUGUCGUCGAUAAAUUGUUCAGAUAGUGGUCUACUUUUUAGCCUAUCUAGGCUGAGGAAAUCCCAGAGAAACGGGCCGCUGUUCUCGCGAAAUAUAGUUCGCUUGGAAGACGCUAUCAUCUGCCCAGUAGCAGCAACAGAAGCUUACAUUAAAGCAACACUCCCUUUACGUAAGCAGGGCGAGAACGCAAAUCUGUUUGUAGGCUCGGUCAAACCACAUAAGGAGGUAAAAGGUUCGACAAUCGGGCAAUGGCUCAAGAAAGUUCUAGAACUGGCGGGAGUGGACACGUCAAUCUUUUCCGCCCACUCCACUCGAGGAGCCUCCGCUUCGAAGGCGGCAGAGAAAGGUGUUCCAACAGAUUCGAUAUUGAAAACGGCAAGCUGGGCAUCUGAAUCAACUUUCGUUAGAUUUUAUCGGAGAGACAUCCCCCAAAAGGAUGCCGGAACAACGGUGCUCGGUGGAGAUUAAUGGGGGUGAAAUAUUAUUUGGUCCGCCUUAGGUUGCUUUGAAAUCACCGCUAGAAGGCGAACGAAUUUAUGUAAUACA